AUGAAGAAGAGCUUCUCUGAACCGGCUCUUGUUUCUGCGUUUGGUGCCUCUGAAAUCUUCCUCUCAGGCGCUUGGAUCCACACACACGUCUGGGUUGGUGAGGGCGAGGGUGAUCCUCGCUCCGAUGCGGGACAACAGGUCAUCAAACUGGGCGCGGGACAGGCGGAAGUACCGCUGAGAGCGGCCGUCAUCCAGGCGCUGCUCCUGGAGCGAGGAAAUGGCGGAACUCGCCAAACUGAGUUUGCCUCCGAAUGGUCUGGUGGACCCAAAUACAGCGACGAUGAUCCGGGACAGGGACAGGUAGAGCAUGAAAGAGGGGGUUUUGGGCUCAGUUUAGCUCCUCCUAAAUGGCACAAGGCAGGCCCAGCUCAAAGGAGGAAGCUGGUAGUCAACAAGGUGCGAAAGCAGGAGGAGAGGAUGAGGUGUAUAAAGGCCAUUUCACAGGCCAAGCAGGGAGAGUGGAUGAGAUGGGAGAGUGUGGAACAAUGCAAAAUCGGCUGGCAAGACCUUUGGUCAAUGGAAGAGAGUAGGAUCAGUUUCCUUAUCAGGUCAACAUAUGAUGUUCUCCCAUCACCACAGAACCUAAACCUCUGGGUAGGAGAGGAUCCCUCUUGUCCUUUGUGUUCAUCACCUGCCACAUUAAGGCACAUUUUGACAGGAUGUAAGGUGGCUCUUAGCCAGGGUCGGUUUAAAGGCAAGCGUAACAUGACCAAUAAGUUGCCGCCUGUUCUAGCAAAACAUUACACACAGAAGACAAUAUUCCUCCGCCCAGACGAGCAACCACCAAGAAAAGGUGUUAAAACCAAUUCUCGCCCAGGACAACUGGACGCUGCUAGGGACUGGAAGAUGCUGGCUGAUCUUGAUCAACGGCUUAUUUUUCCACCUGAGAUUGCCACCACUAACCUACGACCAGAUAUUGUUUUGUGGUCUGGAUCAGCACGCAUUGUUCAACUGAUAGAGUUAACAGUGCCAUGGGAGGAUGCGGUCGAUGAGGCAUAUGAGAGGAAGAAACUGCGGUAUGCUCAUCUGGCCACUGAAGCAGAACAGCGAGGAUGGAGAGUCCAGGUUUAUCCAGUGGAAGUGGGUUGUCGAGGAUUUGUGGCACACUCUACAACCCGGUUCCUCAGAGACGUCGGAUUCAGUGGCCAAGAGUUGCGUCGCACAGUAAAGAACUUGUCUGAAGCAGCAGAAAGGAAAAAGCGUCUUCUGGACAUGACGCUGUCCAGUGUCCACAGGAAUCAGCUGCAGUGUAUUAGGGGGUUCAAGUUUUCCCUGUGUCUGCGUGCGCAAUAA
Messenger RNA from Rhinichthys klamathensis goyatoka, 1293 nucleotides. RefSeq lists its product as uncharacterized. The coding region runs from base 1 to 1293 and encodes 430 amino acids. The transcript has 5 exons. The record is from RefSeq and is a predicted model, not a curated record. Lineage: Eukaryota; Metazoa; Chordata; Actinopteri; Cypriniformes; Leuciscidae.